UCCCACCCAAACCAUUCUGUGAUUCUACGAUCUGCUCCUGCUCCUGCUCCCAUCGGUGGCUGGAUCCUAGGCUCCGAGAGGGAUGUGAACAUCCAGGGACAAAUCCCCAUCAGUCCCCCAUCAGGGGGGACACCAGGGCCAUGCAGCCCCUUGGAGAACCCCACUCUGUGCCCCGGGCAUGUCCCCUCUGUGGCCGUGCACAGCAGCCCUGCGCCACCCGCUCCCUCGGCCACCCUGCUCACUGCACAGGGACCCCCAGGUCUCCCUCCCCACCAGUGCCACGACAUCCCCCAGCCCUGCCCGUCUCCCUGCCCGCUCUCCCUGCCGGGGGUCCCGGUGCAGCCUGCCAGCCCCUCAGCCCGCAUCCCUACGUUGCAGAGAGACCUGUGGAAGAUGUCGAACCCGAGAAACGGCGACACCAAGCCCCCAUGUUUGCCCCGCAAUGGACUGGUGAAGAUCCCCACACAACCCAACGGCCUCGGCUCCGCCAGCAUCACCAAAGGCACCCCCGCCGUGAAGAACCGCCUGUGCCAGCCUUCCUCUGUGCCUGCCAUCCUCAGCCCAGCCUUAGCCCACCGCAGCGACCUGCCCAUCCCCAGCCUGGCCUCCCCGCUCUCCUUGGCCACUCUGGCCAGUGUCUCCUCCCCUCCCAGUGCUUCCUUGGUGGGACUGAACACGAGCGAAGGCUCGGAGCAGCCCUCGCCGGAGCGGCUGCCCGGCUCGCCCUCAGAAAGGCAGCUGGCGGUGGACGAGAAGAUCCUCAACCGCUUGUUCUGGUACUUUUCGGCAUGCGAGAAGUGUGUGCUGGCGCAGGUGUGCAAGGCGUGGCGGCGGGUGCUCUACCAACCCAAGUUCUGGGUGGGCUUGACGCCUGUCCUGCACACCAAAGAGCUCUACAACGUCCUGCCCGGCGGCGAGAAGGAGUUUGUCAGCCUGCAGGGCUUCGCCGUCCGCGGCUUCGAUGGCUUCUGCCUCGUGGGCGUCUCUGACCUGGACAUUUGUGAGUUCAUUGAUAACUACCCCCUCUCCAAGAAGGGGGUCAAGUCCAUGAGCCUUAAGAGGUCGACCAUCACGGACGCAGGGUUGGAGGUGAUGCUGGAGCAGAUGCAGGGCGUGGUGCGGCUGGAGCUGUCGGGCUGCAACGAUUUCACGGAGGCCGGGCUGUGGUCCAGCCUCAACGCCCGCAUCACGGCGCUGAGCGUCAGCGACUGCAUCAACGUGGCCGACGACGCCAUCGCCGCCAUCUCGCAGCUCUUGCCCAACCUCACCGAGCUCAACCUGCAAGCCUACCACGUGACGGACACGGCGCUCGCCUACUUCACUGCCAAGCAAGGCUACACCACCCACACCCUCCGCCUCAACUCCUGCUGGGAGAUCACCAACCACGGCGUGGUCAACAUGGUCCACAGCCUGCCCAACCUGAGCGUCCUCAGCCUCUCGGGCUGCUCCAAGGUGACAGAUGAUGGUGUGGAGCUGGUGGCCGAGAACCUGCGGAAGCUGCGCAGCCUCGACUUGUCGUGGUGCCCCCGCAUCACCGACAUGGCCCUGGAGUACAUCGCCUGCGACCUGCACAAGCUGGAGGAGCUGGUGCUCGACAGGUGUGUGCGGAUCACCGACACCGGCCUCAGCUACCUGUCCACCAUGUCGUCCCUGCGGAGCCUCUACCUGCGCUGGUGCUGCCAGGUGCAGGAUUUUGGCCUGAAGCAUCUCCUGAGCAUGGGCAGCCUGCGCCUCCUCUCCCUGGCCGGCUGCCCCUUGCUGACCACCACGGGGCUGUCGGGGCUGGUGCAGCUGCAGGAGCUGGAGGAGCUGGAGCUCACCAACUGCCCCGGGGCCACCCCGGAGCUCUUCAAGUACUUCUCCCAGCACCUCCCGUGCUGCAUGGUCAUCGAGUAG
Messenger RNA from Gavia stellata (red-throated loon), 1896 nucleotides. It is a transcript of the gene FBXL16, whose product is annotated as F-box and leucine rich repeat protein 16. The record is from RefSeq and is a predicted model, not a curated record. Lineage: Eukaryota; Metazoa; Chordata; Aves; Gaviiformes; Gaviidae. Gene Ontology annotation, biological process: SCF-dependent proteasomal ubiquitin-dependent protein catabolic process. Gene Ontology annotation, cellular component: SCF ubiquitin ligase complex. Gene Ontology annotation, molecular function: protein binding.